Daphnia pulicaria is the source of this 2391-nucleotide messenger RNA. RefSeq lists its product as uncharacterized. The transcript has a single exon. The coding region runs from base 1 to 2391 and encodes 796 amino acids. NCBI's taxonomy places the organism in Eukaryota, Metazoa, Arthropoda, Branchiopoda, Diplostraca, Daphniidae. The record is from RefSeq and is a predicted model, not a curated record. Gene Ontology annotation, molecular function: nucleic acid binding; zinc ion binding.
AUGAGAGCAACUAUAGAGGAAACUACACUACCAGACCUUUACAAAGUGCUAGCUUUGCGCGAGAACCUUACUGAAGACACUCAGAAGAGAAUGGCGAAUCUUUUCAACGGCUCUUACACUUAUGCUCAAGCCUGGAGCGAGCUAAAGGACAAAUAUGGUGUGCCCGCAUUGAUUAUUCAAGCCCACAUCCAGCACUUGCAAAUGGUGCAAUCAUUCCGUAACGGCGAUUUCAAGUCCCUCGCCGACCUAGCCUCUCUCGUCCGGGAUGCAGUAUCUAGCGUAGCCGGAGACCCAAGUAUGAACGAAUUCACGCACUCAACGGUCGUCAACCAGCUCGCCACUAAGUUGCCUUUCAAUUUGCAACAGGACUGGGGACGUUAUGCUUACAAUCUACGUCCAAAGGUCUCUUCCUUAGCCGACUUUGACCGCUGGAUUGACGCCAUUGUAGGAGCGGAAGAGUUGCGCGGCGCCAAACUCAACAAUUACGUAACACCGAAGCAAAACCCGCCACCGCGCCCUGCACUACCUUUCCCGCCAACAAUUCUAAAAAAUUCCGUCGCGUUCAAGAUUCCAAAUUCCGUCGAAAGCCCAUCCGAGAGACCCAAUCGAGCAGACAACCAAUGGCCUGCAUGUCCAGCUUGCAGCGAUAACCCUGGCCAUCGUCUCGAAGCAUGCGGCAUAUUCCGAAAAAUGUUGCCGUCUCAGCGAGCAGCCCUUUGCGGAGAAAAUAACCACUGUUUCAAGUGCUUGCUUCCCGGACACUAUGGGCGAUCCUGCAGGAACACCGACGUGGCGUGUAAUGCCUGCCCCGGCAAGCACCACUCUCUCAUUCAUGGAGCCGAACGCGUUUUUCCUGGAAAGCCUCAGCCAAAAGGUAAAGCAACUCUCCAGAUUUUAUUAGUUCACGCACCAAAAACGUCGCCGAAACCCGUCCUACUCGCCAUAACCACAAUAGUCGUUUAUAGUGACAAAGAAACCAUCCUUACAUUCGGCGUUCUUGAUCCUGGUAGUGAAGCCACUCUUAUAAAAUCAAGUCUUGCACAAAGGCUUCGCCUCAAAGGAGCUAAUCAGAAAAUACGAUUUGGGUCAUUCCAUAACGCCGUUCUACUCGACUCUGCCGAUAAAGCCAGGACAUUUCAAGUAACCGAUGCCUUCACCGUCCCAGAUAUCCAGCUGUCACCACGUAAUAUCAACUGGCAUACAGAAAAAUUUGAAUGGCCCCACCUCUCCGACUUAAAUUUGCCUCCUAUCGACUCAUCUAAAGUAGAAUUGCUUAUCGGAAUUGAUAUAGUAGACGCGCACGAAAUUUUAGACUCUCGAAUAUCCAGCCACAACGAACCACGCCCUAAUUUAACAGUAUUUGGUUGGGCGGUAGUAGGAAAAAUUCCACCCUCUCUGAUCCGCGGACCGAGCGCAAAGCGAAGUGUAAACGUCAAUGGAAUAUCCCCCACUUUGCAGCUAAUCGACCUCGUACAAAAAUUCUACAGCACAGAAACGUUCGGAGUAGACAUUCAGGCGACAAAACCCAGCUCCCCCGAAGACGCUUUAGCAAUCAGCAUCCUAAAAUCGUCAAUCCUAAAUAUUCGUUGCGGAUGGCAAGUCGAUCUCUUGUUCAAAUCACCAAACCCGAACAUGCCAAACAACCGCGCACAUGCAGUGUCGCGUUUUUACGCUGUCGAACGUCGCUUAUUGUCCCAAGAAAACAAAGUCAACGCUAUUCGUUAUCGUGAAAUCAUUGAAGGUCAUCUCGCAAAUGGCUACGCCAUCGAAGUCCCGUACGACCAGCUGCAACUCCCUUUCGGAAAGGUUUGGUAUCUCCCACACCAUUUCGUCGUCACUAAUCCGAAUAAACCAAACAAAAUCCGUGUGGUUUUUUACUGUUCAGCUAAAUUCAACAACGUCUGCCUUAACGACUUUCUCCUACGUGGCCCUGUCUUACUCUCCAACUUAACCGGCGUGCUGCUCCGAUCGCGGCAGUAUUUAGUCGCUGUAUCUGCAGAUAUAGAAAGCAUGUAUCACCGAGUCGGAGUCACCCCCAAAGACCAAUCCGCAUUACGCUUCGUAUGGCGCACUCCAGGCAGUGACGAACCGCUCCCAACACUACAGAUGACGACGCAAGUUUUUGGAGCCAUCUCCUCGUCUUUUUGGGUCCUGCAGCACGCAGUAAACAGCAAUUCGCAAUUCCCAGCCGUAGCUAAAAAACUCGUCGACAAUUUCUACGCAGACAAUUUAAGCGACUCGUUCGAAACCGAAGAGGAAGCCAUCCUCUUCUCAAAACAGGCCGUCAAGUCUCUCGCGUCCGGAGGCUUCCGUCUAACGGCGUUUGCUUCCUCAUCCCGACGCCUUUUAGCCUCCAUUCCACCUUCAGAACGAUCGAGUCACUCAAUUUAG